Prunus armeniaca (apricot) is the source of this 345-nucleotide messenger RNA. The record is from the annotation of a GenBank genome assembly. NCBI's taxonomy places the organism in Eukaryota, Viridiplantae, Streptophyta, Magnoliopsida, Rosales, Rosaceae.
AUGCCAGAGUUUGUUUCGUCGACAGCCGCUGUGAUGCCAGAGUUUGUUUUCUCUGCUGGGGUGGGUGGUUCCCUAAAAGAUGGCCUUAUUGCUAGUGAGAAAAGAGCUCGUACCCAGGAGAUGUUGAAUGUUGGCGGACUGGAAUCGGACGAGCCGUCUCCCCCUCUUCCUCCAAUCCCGAUGAGUUUUAAGGAUAAAGUUUCUGGGAUUUUGAAUGUUGGCGGACUGGAAUCGGACGAGCCGUCUCCCCCUCUUCCUCCAAUCCCGAUGAGUUUUAAGGAUAAAGUUUCUGGGAUUUUGGUAUGGUGGAGGAUCAAAUGGUGUUUAGCGAUGAUGAUGUUGUAA